AUGCUAAUUUUUUUUAUUUUUUGUUCGUUUCGGUAGUUUUAAAGUAUUUUGAUAAUGUUGAAUCAUUGAAUGAUGUACGAUGUCUUAUAACUAAUUUGGUUAUUUAUGAAAGAAAUAACAGUAAUUCGGUGAAAAAUGGUUUUCAAAUCUUGCUUAAGAUUGUGUCAGAUAAUAUCUAAAGAAAUUCCAGGCGCUAUUCCUACAAAUGAAGCUUUUCGCCUGCCUCCUCUACCUUCGCCUCGAGAUCUUUUAAGACUUUACAAGAUCCGUGCUCAACGAAAGCUGUCGCAGAACUUUCUGUUAGAUUCCAGAAUCAAUAACAAAAUAGUUACUAAGACUGGGAGUAUAAAAGAUUGUUAUGUCUGUGAGGUUGGACCUGGUCCUGGUAACAUCACUCGUGCCAUAUUACAAAACGGAGCUAAACAAGUUGUGGUUAUUGAAAAAGAUGCUCGAUUUCUACCAUCUUUAGAAAUUCUUGCAGAUGCUGCAGAAGGAAAAUUAAAAAUUUUAGUUGGGGACAUUAUGGACCUCAAUUUAGAAAAUAUAUUUCCUAGGGAAAUUGCUUGUGAAUGGACUGUCCAUCCACCACCUGUGUACAUAAUUGGCAACUUACCAUUUAAUGUGUCAACACCAUUAAUAAUUAAGUGGCUGAGACAUUGUGCCGAUCAUACUGGGCCAUUUGUUUAUGGAAGAACAAAACUUGCUCUCACAUUUCAGCGUGAGGUUGCGCAACGAAUGGUAGCUGCACCCGGUUCGGACAUGAGAUGCAGAUUGUCGGUUGUUUGCCAAUAUUUGUGCGUUGUGGACCACAUGUUUACGAUUCCAGGAAAAGCUUUUUUUCCAAAACCUGAAGUUGAUGUUGGUGUUGUAAAAUUUGUGCCAAGAAUAAAGCCUUUAAUUAAUCAACCAUUUAAGCUUAUAAACAAAGUUGUAACUACGAUAUUUAAUCACCGCCAAAAGUAUUGCCUGUACGGAAUCAAAUUAUUAUUUCCAGAAAACAAACCAGAACUGUUACAAGAAUAUUUGAGAAGAACUGCAAUAAAUUGUGAGAAAAGAUCUUUCCAGUUGGAAAUGGAAGAAUUUAAAACUUUGUGUGAUGUAUAUAGUGAAUUUUGUGAAACUCACAAAGGACUGUUAGAAUAUAACUGGCAGUUACAUAGAAAAUCAGAUUAUCAUUUUGAAAAUGAUGAAACUGUAGAUUCUAAUAAAUAGUUUUAUA
Messenger RNA from Uloborus diversus, 1219 nucleotides. RefSeq names its product dimethyladenosine transferase 1, mitochondrial-like (gene mtTFB1). Gene Ontology annotation, molecular function: rRNA (adenine-N6,N6-)-dimethyltransferase activity; mitochondrial transcription factor activity. Lineage: Eukaryota; Metazoa; Arthropoda; Arachnida; Araneae; Uloboridae. Gene Ontology annotation, cellular component: mitochondrial matrix. Gene Ontology annotation, biological process: transcription initiation at mitochondrial promoter; rRNA methylation. The record is from RefSeq and is a predicted model, not a curated record. Bases 136 to 1212 code for a protein of 358 amino acids. The transcript is spliced from 6 exons.